UAUAAUAUUGCCAACCGCGCACACAGAGGAGUCAGAACAGCAGCUCCGUGCGAAACGCGCGCGCACGGCUGUGUCGUGCAUCAGUGUCUCUCUUUACCUAAAAAAUACAACUAUACUAUACUCGUGCAGUAUAUUACAACAAGUACAGCUUAAGUAAUAUAUUGAUAAAAUAUAUAUAUGUAGUAUUAUUAUUAUAAUGCAUAUAUGUAUUUCGUAAAAGAAAAAAAGUUAAAAAAAGGAAGAAGUGUUUUGUGAUUCGAAAAAAGAAGUGUUCUAUUUAUCGUAUUCGUAUAUAGUAAUAUAUACGCACGUACGCGCCAAUCCACAGUGUAUGUAUAAAUAUAUUAUACCCGUGUGUUUGUGCGAGUGUGUUACGAAAUAGUGCACGUUUAUCAACAACAGCAAAAAAAUCCAGUUAAUAAAUAAAAUUGCAACCGUGAAAAGAGAUAUCAAAAAAAAAAGGAAAGAAAGCGAUCUCGAGGAAGGGAAGAAGCGUUCAAAAAAGGAGCAGCGGAGACUGGUGUGCGUGCGUGUGCAGAAGCUGUAGAGGCAGAAUAGACGUUCUUCGAUCUCUACUGGCAUGGAGCUAGGAGUGCACUGACAGCGAUAUUUCACAAGAUCUUGGUUUCUAUGCAUUGCCUGCCAAAGAAGAACUGAGCCCAAUGUUUCCACACAAUUCUAGUUCACAUGAGAUUUCUACCGAAACAAAUGCCUUCGUACAAAAUUCCAAGGGGGAUGUAGUAGUAUUAGAGGAAAGCAGUCUGACUGGGGUGAGGGAUGUGGGUAAAAGACCAGAAGACGCUGGGUACUGUGAUAUCGAAUUCAUAAAGAACAACAAAAAUAACAACUGUGGCAGAUUAACGGAAAGCAGCAGCAAUAUGCCAAACUUUGUGAUGGCAAAACAAACAGCAGCAGCUGAACCUAUCAGCCAUACUGAAGCUGAUGCCAUCAUUGACCUCUCUACCGUCCUCAUGAGCGGUGCUGACAAGUCCUCAGCACAUGUGGAAGUAAAGUCAUCAUUAUCAGCAGAUGGCCAAAGUAUCGUUCGUAUCAUGAACACAUUUUUCAAUAAUGUUGAUGAAAAAACAAUCAACACUUUGAUUCAUUCAAAUAAGCCAAACAAAACUUGCAAUCAUGGCUUGGCCAAAGACAACAUCCAUGAUAAAGACUAUGAUGAGAUUAAAUUGAACCAUCUAAUUAAAGAACAAAAUGAAAAAAUGAAUAAUGCCAUUCAUGAUAAACAUCACAAUAACAGAGGUCAUGAAGCAACAGUAGCAGCAUCAAACAACCAUCAUAAGCAGCAGCAAAGCGCAGCUGCUAACUCUAAGUCUACAUCUAAGCCGUUAAGUGAUAAUAAGGAUAGCUUUAGCUCAGUAAGCCCUAGGGUACUAAGCUUAAGAAAUAAAACAACAGCAGCAGAUGUAUUCCAAUAUUAUCGUUAUCUCUCAACGAUGAUAAAGGACGAAGUUAAGGAGGAGGAUGAGCAGCGACGUAAGAUCAAUAACCGUCGUUGCUCAGCACCUAGCCUAGUUAGGAUGAUACCCAAGUCUGAUGAUGGCCAGCGGGCCCUUAACCUUAAGGCUAAUAUUAGUCAUGUAAGUUUAAUUAAUAAGCCGAAUAACUCCAUGUCUGUGAUAUCGCUCGGCUCGAGCUCAGCAUUCAACAGCAGCUUCAGUGGCAUGAAAAUCAGCCAGAACACCAUUAAGAAGAUCUUCAAUGAGAUUGAUCAAGAAGGCACGGUUAAUAAUCAUAAAGAGCGCCAGGCCAGUUCUUCCAUUACGCUUACCGUUCCUACAACCACGACAACAAGGCGGGCCUGCCUCUUCUUGAUCGAGCAACUCGUACAAGCUGGAAAGGAUGAGCUCGAACGACGACUAAUAAGCGCAUUAUGUGUUCCAUUAAAUUUAGAAUGUAAAGCUCCGAUGCAGCCGCUGCUGUCUCUACUGCAACUAAUGUCGUACCAGUACAUGAAGAAGCAGCUUUGGCAGCAGUUCAUGCUGACGAGCUCAAUCGAUGGUAUUAGCUAUACCGAAGCAACAAUGUUCACUGUUGGUGCUCCUUCGUCGCGGGUUUAUAAUGAUUAUAAGUCUAAUAAUGAGCCUCUAAAUACUAGCUUUAAGAUUUCUGGUGAUAAUGCGUCCUAUCGGCGUAUUACCAUUGAUAAUGAUGAUUAUCUAAUGCAACUUAAGGAGAUAAAAAUGCAGUUGUCUAAGUCUAUGCUGAUCGUUAAAAUUAAUACUGAAUAUGAUAACAAUAAGAACUACGAUAAGGACUACAGUAAGGAUAGUGAUAAGUCUGAUGAAUUCAAAGAGAAGGCGGUCGAUUAUGAUGAUAAUAAUAAACUAUGCCGGCGAUUUGAUGAGAAAACAAUGAUUGUUAGGCAGCCGGCCAACAAUAACAUUCCUAAUACCUGCGAGCCUACGAUGACGCUUAAUUGCCAAUCUACCACCGUUAUCAAAUCUCAAGCGAUGUUUGAUGUACCUGCAAUCCAAUCUACUCUCGAGAACGAGAUGAACAAGACGAAGAAAAGUGAUAAAACGGGAUCUAGUCUCGUUGAAGACUGCAAAAGCCUUCUCGCUGAUUAUUUCCGAGUGAAGCGUGACAAUGAUAAUUGUGAUGACAACGUACGCCAACUGACGAGACUGAGGGAGGUUCUGAAUACUCUGCUGACGACUAAACAUCGUUCAGCUCUCAUUGACGAAAUUAUUAAAAAUAAAGAUACUAUCCCAAUUCAAAAAUACGAGAACAACAACUGCGGCAGUGCAGCUAUGAUUCAUGACUACAAACAGCGCUGGGGCAUUCCAAGCCUCUUGGGACUCUGCGGCGGUGGGGAAAGCUCUCUCAACAGCGGAGCUACCGCUAGCUGGGCCUCGCAGCCAACUACACCGACCAAUAACAAUCCCGCUCCCUCCGGAUGGAGUGGCAGCAACAGCGUAGUUACCUCCGGUGGCAAUGCUUCCGGUUCUAAUCCGCAACAACAGCAACAAACACCACAAGCCAAUUGGCAGCAGGGAGCGCCGGGCAAUAGAAGUAUGCAAGGACAAGGACCACCCGGCAACCCAGCCCCUCAACAAGUGCCGCCUACAUCGCAAUCAAAUAACCAAACCACCGGUAACACCGCUGCCAAUACAAAUACUCAAUGGGGACAACAAGCCCAGCAGCAGGGCAAUAAAGCUACCAACCAGCAAUCUCAAAAUAACAACGGUUCAGGUGUUGCACCUCAGCAGCAGCAACCACCGAAUCAACAGCAGCCGCAACAAGCUCAGCCUCUGCAGCCUCAGCAACAAGCCGGAGUCAACAACAACCAGCAGAUGCCGAACUCUGUGGCAGUCAGUGCCGGAUCUCCUCCCGCUACCAAUCCGUCAACCAAGCAACAACUUGAACAGUUGAAUACUAUGAGAGAAGCUUUAUUCAGUCCUGAUGGCUGGGGAUGCCAACAUGUUAACCAAGAUACAAACUGGGAUGUGCCUGGCACCCCAGAGCCAGCAAUUAAGUCUGAUAAUCCUAUGUGGAAAACUACAGUGAAUAAUGGAACCGAUUUAUGGGAAGCGAAUUUGCGCAACGGCGGUCAACCGCCCCCGCAACAAGCCAAAACACCCUGGGGACACACCCCGUCAACCAACAUUGGUGGAACUUGGGGCGAAGACGAUGAUACCGCUGAUACAUCGAACAUGUGGACUGGCACUCCUUCGCAACCACCGGCUCAACCCAACACUGGCCAAUGGCCAGGCGCUGGUGGCAAUACCUCGCAAACCGGUAUGUGGCAACCAGGUGGAAGUUCUGGUGGACCUGCCUCGACUGGGGGCUCGAAUUGGGGCGAUCCACGCGUGGAUCCCCGUGAUCCACGUGAAUUGCGCUCGGUUGAUCCUCGCGAACUUCGCGAUCCACGAGAUCAUCGUAUGUCUCUGGAUCCUCGUGAACAACAUAUGCGCGUCAUGGACUCUAUGGGGGCUCGAGACAUGCCUCGCAUGCCGGGUGAAGUUCGUGGCGAUCCCAGAGGUGGAAUAUCUGGCAGACUCAAUGGCUCCAGCGCCGAUGCGAUGUGGAACCAACCUCCGGGUCCACCUCAUCAUCAAAUACCAAGCCAUCAACAUCCUAAUGGCCCACCAAAUAAGAUGAUCGCACCUUCGAAUAUUAAUCAGUGGACUGCUCCACCACCCAAAGAUAUGAUACCCGGAAAACCAACAGGAUGGGAAGAACCUUCACCUCCCACUCAAAGACGCAACGUUCCCAAUUACGAUGAUGGCACUAGCCUCUGGGCUAAUCCUGCAGCCAAUCAACGUCCGAUGCAAGGAAACAAAGCUCCUCACUGGAAAGAUGUGCAAACUCAAAACUUCGGACGUGGAAACGAUUACUUUGCCUCGGGUGGCAUGCAAUGCCCUCCCGGUAUGAUGCAAAAUCAAAUGCCAGGUCAGCCAGGUAUGAAACCAGAUACAAGCGGUGGUCAGAUGUGGGGUGCAAAUUAUCCAGGAAGCGGUGCCGGACCUACCGGUGGAAGUCACAAUGGCUCUUGGACCGACGGUCCAUCUGAUAUUUCAAACUGGAGCAGUGGCGGCGCUAUUCGUAAACGUAGUGUACGUGAUAUUGUCAAUCCCCAAACUUCCGGCAAGAACUUCAGUUGGGAUGAACAUAAAAAACCGCCUAUGGGGCCAUCCGGUGCCGGCAAUUGGGGUGACUCAGAUAUGGAUCCGUCUAGUAACUGGGCAGCGCAUACUCCUCAUAAGCCUACGUUGACAAAAGAAUUGAUUUGGAACAGUCGUGAAUUCAGAUACCUUUGCGAUAUGGGAUUCAAGAAAGAAGAUGUUGAAUUAGCUUUGCGCAAUCGUGAAAUGAACUGUGACGAAGCUCAAGAAUUAUUGAAUCAACUGCGCCCGACUGAUCAGUGGCGUCGUCACGAUGGAGGAGGCCAUUCCAGCUAUGAUCCUUCGAGUCAAUCAGCCGGAAGCCAAUCCUUCUCGCGAUUCAACCACAUCAGCCAACCAGUAGCAUUUACACCGGGAGUCGGAGUACCGAGUAGCGCCGUGCCCGCGUCCGGUGGUUCGGUCGCUAGCUCCAGUCUAUUGAAGCUGCACCAGCAACAGCAACAGCAGCAGCAGCAGCAGGCGGCCGCAGCUGUGCAAUUGCAACAGCAGCAACAGCAGCAACCACCGAGCAGUAAUACGCCUCAGCAGUCUUUCAAUCAGCAGUCAUCUCGUCUGCCAUCGAAUCCGCCAAGUGCUCAACAGCUGCGUAUGUUGGUUCAACAAAUCCAACUGGCUGUGCAAGAAGGUUAUCUGAAUCAUCAAAUUUUGAAUCAGCCCCUGGCUCCUCAGACUUUGAUGCUUUUGAAUCAGCUUCUGCAACAGAUCAAGGUUUUACAACAGCUUCAUCAGCAGCAUUCCAUGCAGAACGCCAUCAAGAAUAACAGCCAGAACGUGCUUCAAAUCAGCGUUCAGAUUACCAAAACCAAGCAACAGAUUACUAACUUGCAAAAUCAAAUCUCUGUACAACAGGCUACGUAUAUGAAACAACAACAGCAACAACAACAGCAACAACAUCCGAGCACGCCGUCUCAAUCUUCAGAUUAUUACAAACCGUCGAUUCAAGAUCCAAUGAGCGCUUUGCAGAGCAGUUUCAGCGAUCUAUCAAUGCACAAAGAAGCUCCGGUGCAGAGCCAGCAGCAAUCUCGCUUGAACCAAUGGAAGCUUCCGUCUCUUGACAAGGAUACAGAUUCCGUAGUCAAUGAAUUUUCACGAGCUCCAGGUAGCUCAAGCAAGCCACCUUCAACACCAAGCAGCUUAAACUCGGCGCACAGUAAUCCGCUGUUAGGUCCUGGAGACGCUACUUGGUCAUCUAGACUCGGAGAUAGCGGUUGGCCUGACACAAGUAACAAUGAUGCAACUGACGGCAAAGACUGGCAGCCCGGCGGUACAAGUGCUGCAUUUGCUGAUCUCGUACCGGAAUUCGAACCAGGCAAACCCUGGAAGAUGAAAUCCAUCGAAGACGAUCCAAACAUAACACCUGGUUCGGUAGUUCGCUCGCCACUAUCAUUGGCAGCAAUUAAAGAUACCGACACUAUAUUUGCACCUGGCAGUAAGUCAUCGUCACCACCUCAAUCUGUCAACUCUGAUAAUACACCCAUUCCAAGCUUGAGCAAUUCAACCUGGAGUUUCACACCUGCAGCAGCCACAACACCAGUCUUUCCAAGCUCGAAAAAUACAUGGGGUGAUUCAGCUCCACCACCAACAGCGGUUACGUCCGAGCUCUGGGGUGCUCCAAUGAACAACAAAUCGCGGGGUCCUCCACCUGGAUUAGGCAGUAAGGGUGGCUCUGUAAGUAAUGUGAGCAACGGCUGGUCUUCAUCAAUUGGACGCUCAAAUACUUGGGGCUUACAGUCCAACUCUCCUGGAGGAAACGGUGGCAAUCCUGGUGGCUGGGUUUCUCCAUCCACUUGGUUGCUGCUGCGCAAUCUCACUCCCCAAAUUGACGGAUCUACUUUGAAAACUCUGUGCAUGCAGCACGGACCUGUACAAGAUUUCAGACUUUACCUCAACCAUGGCAUUGCCCUCGCUAAAUAUUCAUCGAGAGACGAAGCUAUCAAGGCUCAAGGAGCUCUUAACAACUGCGUACUUGGCAAUACCACGAUAUUUGCCGAGUCACCAGUUGAUAGCGAGGUGCACACUCUCCUGCAGCAACUUAGUCACGGCAGCGCGGGACCAUCUCCUGCUGGACCAGGCGCUACUCAGCAGCCACCGGGCAGCGUCGGUCCAAACGCUCCUAGUUGGGUUGGUGGUCUUAGAUCGUCCGGCUCUAACAAGAGCGUUGGUCCUCCCAGCGCUAAUGAUACUUGGGCUGCUGCGAGUGGUGCAAGCCAACUCUGGGGCGCCCCGCCGACAGGCAAUUCACUGUGGGGCAGUAGUGGUCUCGAUGGUGGCGACCAGCAGCGUACCACUCCGAGCUCUCUGAACUCCUACCUUCCCGGUGAUCUGCUUGGCGGUGAAUCCAUGUAAGGUGAAACCUUACCAUGUAAAGUAUCAGCAACACCAUUACGAUAAAACGCUUGAACUCAUCAAUACGUCAAUUACCACCAAACCAGUAAGAAAGCGUAAGGAACCAAUGACUAUAACAAAAAAAAACUACCUAUAUAAUAACGGACAGCUGAACGAAUGCGAGAAAGAGCGAGACUGUAGGCUACUAAUUGUGAAACGAUACAUAUUGCGAUACUACACAUUAUAUUAUUAUAUUCAGGCGUGCGUGAACGUGAGACUCGCUUUUAUGCGACAAAAGAAGCAAAGGUUAUAUACAUAUAUUCGUCCCCGAAUAUAUUUAUAUAUAAGAUAUACAUUAUAUAUAUUUAAACGUUACUUAAAAAGUAAAGGAUAAGCCGAGUGUGGUGAUCAAAUAAGUAAUGAGAGAGCUGAAGGUGACGAUGGUCUUAAGACUUGAACUGUAUUAUUGUAUUAUAAAAAAGCUUUAUGUCUUAGUGUUUUUAAAUUUUUCUGAUACUUUAUUUUUAAGUUGAUAACGAUGAGCGUGAUUCAAACUUGACCUGGUCAUCGUUGAUUUCAGCUCUCAAAUCGCACCGUAAAAAGUAGGAAGUGUCACCAUGCGCGCGUUUAAUCUUUUUCUAAUGAAAGAUACUAGUACUAGUGCUGUGUGUUAGGAGGGCAAGGCUCGCCGGACGGUUCAUGUAUUUUUUUGCUUAUAUUUAUGCAUCGACAGUCGUUAAUUAAGUAAAAAUGGGAAGGGCUCUAUAUAUAAACAUAUAUAUUUCAUAAGGACUUAUUAGUAACAUGCAUGGUAAACCACGCGUACACAAUGAGACAUCUAAAAAUAAUAAUAAUCAACUAUACCGGCGCCGUGCUUUCAGACUAACAAAAAAAUUAUUAAUUAUAAUGAGUGUUCUACUUUCAUUUCAUUCAUUCUCUACGAUACAUCAUGAUCGAUCGCCGGCUAACCCGUAGUAAUACGGCGUGAGUAUCACGAACUUUAGACUGUACCAAUCUAAUCAAAAAACGAUGAGCGUUGACGAUAUUCUUAAGUGUGAUGAAACAAAUGAGAAAAAAGUUCUUAAAACUAUUUAUUAAUAUAUAAACGUACGUACGAAAGAUAGUUAAAAAUGAAUUGAUAAUUAAAUAGAAAAAAAAGGUGAUAAAUACAAAAUGAGUUAAUCCGGAUCUCCACGUGAAAUUGAAAAACGCGUAAAUGAACAUGAAACUAUGUGGUUUCUCUUGUGCGCUUUUAUUUAGUAAAAAAAGUAAAAAAUAAAUAAUUUCUCUCCGUUCCCGAAGUCUGAGAUACACACGUACACAUAUACAUUACAUUAGAAAUAUAAAAUACAUAGAGAGAAAUGAGAAAAAAAAUCAUCGUGGGAAAUCCGUCGUGUGCGAGUUAAUUGGAGGAUAAGCGUAUCGCCAUUCAUGAAAUAAAAUAUAAAGAUACUGAAAAGCCAACAAGUAUAAGAGAGAUUGAAUGAUAGGUAGAAGAGAGGGUGAGACGCGGCCGGCGACGCAACGAUACCAAAUGUUAUCGCAAUAACGUAAAUUUUAUUCUAUUAUUAAAUCUUAAUGCCACCUGUCGUGCCAAUGUCCAGUGUGUCUCUGUACCAUUUACUAAUUGUAGAAUUUUAAUAAUAGAGAAAAAAAAUUAGGAAAUAAGCUGACGUAAAAUAAACUUGUUAAGCUGAAGAUUAAUCAAUAAUACAAAGAGAGACUCUCUCUUUCAAGUAAAAAGGGUUUGGGAUUGAAUUUCGUUUUCGUUUCCGCUAUGUACAAAAAUAUAAGUAUCUAUUAAUAAUGAACGAAAGUUUGGGGUUUAAUCAAACGGUAUAUAAAAUAAUAUAUAAGAUGAAUUGAUGCUCGAGCUUUUGCGUGUUUAUCGCGAAAAACAUUUAUUAUAAGCAAUUACCGAUCCGUUUUAUCAGAUUUUCCUGUGCAUUAAAAACAAAAAAAUACGCAUGAUUAGUACGUAUUUAAUAAUAUAUAUCAUAGUUAAUUAUAUGAUAGCCUGCACUCGAUGACGAAUGACGAAAUGACGAAUUUCAAAACCUUCAACUUUAAGAAAAAAUAGCUAUGCCAUUUUUUCGAAAAAUCACCCAACUGAGAAUCUUCGUUCCUCAAAGCAAAAUAACUCAUAACGGACCGAUAAUUGAUAUUUAACAAUUAAAAAACUGAACUCGCUCGAUUUUGAAAGAAUUCAAGAGCGUUUCGUGACUGUACUUUGUUACUAAGCCUCUCAAAGUCCAUUCUGUUAUUGAUCAAAAAUAGUAGAGCUUUUUAGUGACUGCUUCGGUCGCGUAUAAGUUUCAAGAAGGAAAUGUGUAUAAAAAUGAAGAGAUUUCAUAGUGAUAUGCGUUUAAGCACGAAGUUUUUACGAUUUAAAAAGUAUAUGUGAGUUUUUUCUGUAUGUAUGUAUUGUGUGAAUAAUUCAAGUAUGAUUGCAAAUAUACAUAAGUGUGAUAAUAAGUAUGCUGGGACGUUAUAACGUGAUUAUCUUUAUAUUCUUUUGUUGCGUUUCUCCGCGUUUAAAUGAAAAACGUACCUGAUUGACUGACGAGAGGAAAUACGUUUGUUGAACUAUAGUAACCCUUAUAAUCCAAAAAAAAGGAAAAAAGAUGAACUAUUGAAUUUGAUAUUUACCUUUGAUCUUUAUAUAUUUUAAGCUUGUUUUUAAAUAAUUUAUUUAAGUAGUAGAACAGACGAAUUUUCACUCAUCAUUCUUUUUUCUCCCGCUUGUUUUAAGCUUUGCUCAUAUUAAGAAGUUCGAAGUUCUUUUUACUUGAAGAAUUUCAGAUAUUUUCUUCUCAGUCAAUAAUAAUGGAACAAGACAUGCGAGAAGUAAUGAUUUUAUGAAAAAAAAAAAAAAAAAAAUUAAAAACCAAAAAAAAAA
Molecule: messenger RNA, 9867 nt
Organism: Trichogramma pretiosum
Lineage: Eukaryota; Metazoa; Arthropoda; Insecta; Hymenoptera; Trichogrammatidae
Gene: gw
Product: protein Gawky
Exons: 16
Coding region: 663-6989 (2108 amino acids)
Biological process (GO): miRNA-mediated gene silencing by inhibition of translation; positive regulation of nuclear-transcribed mRNA poly(A) tail shortening
Cellular component (GO): P-body; nucleoplasm
Molecular function (GO): RNA binding; protein binding
Source: RefSeq, a predicted model, not a curated record